Messenger RNA from Cyclocybe aegerita, 363 nucleotides. NCBI's taxonomy places the organism in Eukaryota, Fungi, Basidiomycota, Agaricomycetes, Agaricales, Hemipholiotaceae. The record is from the annotation of a GenBank genome assembly.
AUGGGGGACAUAGUAAAUGACGAGGAAUUUACUAUUCGUCUCAUGGGUGAUCCAUUCAAGAGGUUGAUUGACGUUGAUGGCUACAAGAGGCUUUUCAGCAAGAUGGAAAGCAACGGACGGAGACCUGGUGACUUUGUGACUGUCUACCUCGAGCUCUGGUACGAAGGAGAGGAGCACAUCCUAGGGUUGGACGUACCUCAUGAAGCGUUCGAAACUGCGCGAGGAAAGCCAUCACCCUUUGAACCUCUUCCGCGGAGCGAGUUUUUUGAAGUGGAACGCGUCCGCGCGGAAGGACAUGAUAUGCCUCCUGAAUUCUACAUAUUACGGUACCUCUAUCUUUAUCGAUUGGAAGGGCAGACCUAA